Capsaspora owczarzaki ATCC 30864 is the source of this 771-nucleotide messenger RNA. Its product is annotated as glutathione transferase. Gene Ontology annotation, molecular function: glutathione transferase activity; glutathione binding. The transcript has 2 exons. Gene Ontology annotation, cellular component: cytoplasm. The record is from RefSeq and is a predicted model, not a curated record. Lineage: Eukaryota; Filasterea; Ministeriida; Capsasporidae. The coding region runs from base 42 to 677 and encodes 211 amino acids.
ACUUCACUUUGAAAAAACACAACACCUCCACACAAAGCAACAUGUCCCUCCCAAAGAUCUACGGCAGCCGAUUCUCCACCUGCGGACAGCGCGUCAUGACUGCGCUGUACGAGCACAACGUCGAGUUCGAGGUUGUCAAUGUCAGCGUGACUGAGCUCAAGGAGCCCGCUCACCUCGCCCGCCAGCCCUUCGGCCAGAUGCCCGCAUUCGAGGAUGCCGACGGCUUCCAGGUGUUUGAAUCCCGUGCGAUUGCUCACUACAUUGACGCCAAGUACAAGGGCCAGGGCAACACUUUGCUCCCCGAAGACAUCAAGCAAGCCGCCCUCGUUGAGCAGUGGCUGUCUGUCGAGUAUUCCAACUUCAACCCGUCUGCUGGCGCCAUUGUCAAGGAGACUGUUUUCAAGCCCGUCUUCUACAAGAUCGAGGGUGACAUGGCUGUUGCUGAGGCCGAGGCUGCCAAGCUUGCCAAGAUUCUCGACGUCUACGAGCAGCACUUGUCCAAGAACGAGUAUCUCGCCAACAACCAGUUCUCGCUGGCCGAUCUUGCCCAUCUUCCGUACGGCCAGCACCUUGUUCGCGGCCCGUUCGGUCACCUCAUCACCUCGCGUCCCAACGUCAACGCGUGGUGGAACCGCAUCUCGUCGCGCCCCUCGUGGCAGAAGGCGAUUGCCCAGUAGAUCUAAUGGAAGCCUUUGUUCGGCAUGUUUUCAAAAGCAAGAAAUUUGUCAAUCUGAAAUUAGUACAUAGCAUUACCAUAGCAGCAACAACAGC